GGAAACAGAAACAGGCUUCGACAGAAAAGAGAGAGGAAUGAAGAGCCUUCUGCUUCAAUUUUUUCUUUUUAUAACGUUUUCAUCUGCAUUUCCUACAGAACAAAAGAUGGACACUGAAGAAAACAUGCAACUGGCACAGGCGUAUCUCAACCAGUUCUACUCUCUUGAAAUAGAAGGGAGUCAUCUUGCUCAAAGCAAGAACAAGAGUCUCUUAGUUGGCAAAAUUCGGGAAAUGCAAGCAUUUUUUGGAUUGACAGUGACUGGACAACUGGACUCAAACACUCUUGAGAUCAUGAAGACACCCAGGUGUGGAGUCCCUGAUGUGGGUCAGUAUGGCUACACCCUUCCAGGGUGGAGAAAAUACAACCUCACGUACAGAAUUGUAAACUAUACUCCAGAUAUGGCACGAGUGGAUGUGGACAAGGCUAUCCAGAAUGGCCUAGAAGUGUGGAGUGGAGUUACUCCGCUGACAUUCACCAAGAUUUCCAAGGGGAUUGCAGACAUCAUGAUUGCCUUUAGGACCCGAGUCCACGGCUGGUGUCCUCGUUAUUUUGAUGGCCCCUUGGGAGUCCUCGGCCAUGCCUUUCCUCCUGGUCUGGGUUUGGGUGGAGACACUCACUUCGACGAAGAUGAAAAUUGGACCAAGGAUGGAGCAGGAUUCAACUUAUUUCUCGUGGCUGCUCAUGAAUUUGGUCAUGCACUGGGACUCUCUCACUCCAAUGAUCAAACAGCUUUGAUGUUUCCAAAUUAUGUCUCCCUGGAUCCUAACAAAUACCCACUUUCUCAGGACGAUAUUAAUGGAAUCCAAUCUAUCUAUGGGAGUCUACCUAAGGCAUCUGCUAAGCCAAAGGAAUCCACUAUACUCCAUGCCUGUGACCCUGAUUUGACUUUUGAUGCUAUCACCACUUUCCGCAGAGAAGUAAUGUUCUUUAAAGGCAGACACGUAUGGAGGAUCUAUUACGACAUCACUGAUGUUGAAUUUGAACUGAUCUCUUCAUUCUGGCCCUCUCUGCCAGCCGAUAUUCAAGCUGCAUAUGAGAACCCCAAAGAUAAGAUGCUAGUGUUUAAAGAUGACAACUUCUGGAUGAUCAGAGGAUAUGCUGUCUUGCCAGAUUUUCCCAAACCCAUCCGUACACUUGGCUUUCCAAGAAGCGUGAAGAAAAUUGAUGCAGCUGUCUGUGACCAGAGCACUAGAAAAACCUACUUCUUUGUGGGCAUUUGGUGCUGGAGGUAUGAUGAAGUGACCCAAACCAUGGACAAAGGGUACCCGCGGAGGGUGGUGAAGUACUUCCCGGGAGUUGGUCUCCGAGUCGAUGCUGCUUUCCAGCAUAAAGGAUUCUUCUAUUUCUUCCGUGGAUCAAAGCAAUUUGAAUAUGACCUUAAGGCAAAGAACAUCACCAGAAUAAUGAAAAUUAAUACCUGGUUUCGGUGUAAAGAACCAUUAAACGUAUCAUCUGAUUUUAGUAUCAGUGAUGAAGUCCAUUCAGGAGGAGUAGAGACAUUUUAUCAUAAGAAUUUAAAUUUGCUUAUUUUCAAUAUUGUUCAUGUGCUGAAAAAAAUCUAUAGUUAUCAAUAAAAUUCAUAGACUGAAAGUAAA
This is a messenger RNA of Nyctereutes procyonoides (raccoon dog), 1597 nucleotides long. RefSeq names its product matrix metallopeptidase 27 (gene MMP27). Bases 38 to 1576 code for a protein of 512 amino acids. Gene Ontology annotation, molecular function: zinc ion binding; metalloendopeptidase activity. Gene Ontology annotation, biological process: extracellular matrix organization; collagen catabolic process; proteolysis. NCBI's taxonomy places the organism in Eukaryota, Metazoa, Chordata, Mammalia, Carnivora, Canidae. The transcript has 10 exons. Gene Ontology annotation, cellular component: extracellular matrix. The record is from RefSeq and is a predicted model, not a curated record.